Molecule: messenger RNA, 187 nt
Organism: Dentiscutata erythropus
Lineage: Eukaryota; Fungi; Glomeromycota; Glomeromycetes; Diversisporales; Gigasporaceae
Source: the annotation of a GenBank genome assembly
AUGGCUAAAAUAUACAAACCUAAAAAUCAUAGGACUUGCUGCAUUGUUAUAAUUUACCGACUUUUACCUGCUUCAAAUUUAAGAACAUCUUUGGGUAACAAAAUCGGCAGCUAUUUGAGCAAUCUUGAACAUCGUGUUCAGCAAUUAGAAAAUACGAGAAUCAAUAAUCUGAAACCAAUUAGAAAUG